This is a messenger RNA of Sparassis crispa, 714 nucleotides long. RefSeq names its product Translocation protein. The record is from RefSeq and is a predicted model, not a curated record. Bases 1 to 714 code for a protein of 237 amino acids. Gene Ontology annotation, molecular function: Hsp90 protein binding. The transcript has 3 exons. NCBI's taxonomy places the organism in Eukaryota, Fungi, Basidiomycota, Agaricomycetes, Polyporales, Sparassidaceae.
AUGGUCAUACGUCCCCCGGACCCGGUGAUGGAAGCUCUCAUUGAAGCCAGCAUCAGCUCUGUCGAUAUCGCUCUUGGCCCACCAGACAAUACGACCGCCUUGUGCGGAAAACACUCGCUCGAAAAAUGUGUCGAAUGUGACGCCGACUACGUCUCCCUCAACCGCCUCUCCAGAAUCCUGCUUGCCCACUCCACCCUACGUUGUCCCCCACCACCCCAGAUUGUCACCCAGAAAUUAACCAUGGCAAUCACAAACAUCAAGGAGGAGGGGAAUACUCUCUUUAAAGGCGGCUUGCACGAGAAAGCCAUCCAACGCUACACCAUGGCCAUCAACAUGGCCGCACAGAGACCACCGUGGGAAGCGCAGCAGAUAAUGCGCGAAGAGCUUUCCACCGUCCUGUCCAACCGUUCCGCCGCUUUCCUGGAAGCGGGAGACUACGUCGGCGCGCUGGUCGACGCCGAGACUGUUAUCCAGCUGAAGCGACCGUGGAGUAAGGGACAUUUCCGGAAGGCAAGGGCGUUGAUGAGGCUGGAAAGAUACGAGGAGGCGAAGGAGGCGAUCCAGCUGGGCUUGUCGUACGAGCCUGACAACUCGGAAAUGUCUCAGAUGCUGGCUAGUAUAGAGUCAGCAUUGAAGGCGCGGAUGCAGGACUCAGAGUCGCGCAUUAGAGCCUCGAAGAACGUCCCGACACUUCUUCCUAUACUCGCCUCUUGA